Erpetoichthys calabaricus (reedfish) is the source of this 1648-nucleotide messenger RNA. RefSeq names its product ALK and LTK ligand 1 (gene alkal1). The transcript is spliced from 6 exons. The record is from RefSeq and is a predicted model, not a curated record. Lineage: Eukaryota; Metazoa; Chordata; Cladistia; Polypteriformes; Polypteridae. The coding region runs from base 659 to 1270 and encodes 203 amino acids. Gene Ontology annotation, molecular function: receptor signaling protein tyrosine kinase activator activity; receptor tyrosine kinase binding. Gene Ontology annotation, biological process: positive regulation of ERK1 and ERK2 cascade; positive regulation of ERK5 cascade.
GAAAAGAACAAUGCAUGGUGCAUUUUUGUGUCUUGUAGCCCAGACUUGCGUAAAUUGUCUUAGUUUUAAGCUGAUGUGCCGCCUUGAGUAGUAAUGGGGAGUGAUGAGCAGCAAUGUACGGAUUUAAAAAUAAUAUUCAUUUUAAGGAAGGGGUGAUUUACUUUUUGUGAUGCUUCAGAAGAGAGCAACAAACUAUGGCAAGUACCAGAGAUAAUAUGUCCACGAUUCUUACCAGGCAGGACAAUGCCAUCGAUCAAGCGGGUCAUCUCGGUCACCCAGGUAGUCGGGGCAAUCAAAAUUACGUCAUAAAGCUCCAAUAACUCUUUUUCAGCCAAUGGUACAGGCGCUCCAAAUCUCUUUAGAUUUAUGAGUUGUGUAUUUCACCGAGAGUCCCACACAAGGAAUGCUAACUCCUUACUUGUAAACAAAUCGAUAACAAACCGGCGCUUCUGACCAACGGGGAUUCUCUUGUUACAAAGGGAUCAGCGCCAGAAUGCAGAAAUUACGUUUGAUGGACUGCCGGAAAGAGGGACAAGUGCCAAAGGGAGCGACCAACAGCUAAAUGGAAUACCGAAGAUGUCCACAUUACUUGCCACCCACCCAAAGUCGAUAGUAUUAAAUUCAACUAGCACAUGCUGAGGAUAUAUAAGUGAAUCGCAUGGUUUCCUUGAAGAGAGGCGAAGACGGCAGCAGAAAUCCGAAUCAGUCCUGUAGCUCACUAGCGGCUCCGGCGAGACUUGAAAGACGACUCCACUUGACGAACACCGCCGUUCAGCGCCGACCAAGGACAUACCAAGAGAUGCAGGCUCGAAAGAAGUGGCACGUCCUGCUGGGUAUGAGCUUUCUGCUGGUUACUUCUGGCCACUGCGCGAACAGCAAGGACUCGACUUUGGAAGAAAGGAGGACAAUGCAGGACGCAAUUUUAGAGGUUUUUAGCGAUAAUCAAGGUGCCAGAAGCGUGACCAGAAGGAACAGUGGACACCUCUACACUGUCGGACAGGACUAUAAAUUUUCUCGCAGAGAAAAGGGCUUAUUUAUUCCGAGGCUGGAUAGCAGCAGACCCUUAGAAAUUGUUCAGAGAGAUGUGAACCUAAAGGAUAAAUUCAUUAAACAUUUCACGGCAGGACCAGUGAAAUUCUCAUCAGAAUGUAACAGGCAUUUUCAUCGACUGUACCAUAACACAAGGGACUGUUCAACCCCUGCAUAUUACAAAAGAUGUGCAAGAUUAUUAACACGAUUAGCACUGAGUCCAUUAUGCGCACAUUCUUAGGAGUCUGAUAAGUCCAAAAAAUGAAGGAGGAACUUCAAUUUGCCCAGAAAGUGCCUUGGAAUCUUCCCAAGAUGGUUCAAAAUUCACUUGAUUAUUAUUAUUAUUAUUUUGGUGUAAAAAUAUUGUUUAUUUUUUAACAGUUUUUAUUUUCUUGUAUUUGGAACAUUCCUUAUUUGUGUUGAUAAAAUAUUUCUUUUCUGUUUUUUUUUCAAACCACAGUCUAGUGUCAAAAUGCAGUUAUUUAUUUAAAGUAUGAUGUAUAUAAUGAUCUGCCAUAAUUAAUAAUAUAAAAAUGAUCCAGAAUGUCCAGCACUAAAUGCUGAGUCUACAGUGUGUCUGUUUUGUUCCCUGAAUUGCUUACAUUGUUGCAGUAACUGC